GAGGCGUGGUAGGAAGUGGGAACCGUCAAUCACGAAGGGAGACUCCAAACAGUGAGGCUUGAGCUGGAGCGCAGCGUUUACCGGCGGGGCGGCCGGUUUUAUGAAUGAAGCUAUGGCUACAGAUUCUCCUCGAAGACCCAGUCGAUGUACUGGUGGGGUUGUGGUUCGACCUCAGGCUGUCACUGAGCAGUCCUACAUGGAGAGUGUUGUGAAUUUUCUACAGGAUGUUGUGCCACAGGCUUACAGUGGAACACCUGUAACAGAAGAAAAGGAGAAGAUUGUUUGGGUCAGAUUUGAAAAUGCAGAUUUAAAUGAUACAUCACGAAAUCUGGAGUUUCAGGAAAUACAUACGACUGGAAAUGAGCCACCUUUGUUGAUUAUGAUCGGCUACAGUGAUGGAUUGCAGGUCUGGAGCAUCCCUAUCAGUGGAGAAGCACAAGAGCUCUUCUCCGUUAGGCAUGGCCCAGUUCGAACAGCAAGAAUUUUGCCAGCCCCACAGUGUGGUGCUCAAAAGUGUGAUAGCUUUGCUGAGAAAAGACCUCUCCUUGGUGUUUGUAAGAGCACUGGAUCAUCUGGCACAAGCCCACCAUACUGCUGUGUGGAUCUUUAUUCUCUUCGUACUGGUGAGAUGGUGAAGUCCAUUCAGUUUAAAACACCCAUUUAUGAUCUCCACUGCAAUAAGCGGAUCCUUGUCGUAGUCUUGCAGGAGAAAAUUGCUGCCUUUGAUAGCUGCACUUUCACAAAAAAAUUUUUUGUUACAAGUUGUUACCCUUGCCCAGGGCCGAAUGUGAAUCCUAUUGCUCUUGGGAGCCGCUGGCUUGCUUAUGCAGAAAACAAGUUGAUUCGAUGCCAUCAGUCCCGUGGUGGAGCCUGCGGAGACAACAUUCAGUCUUAUACUGCCACAGUAAUUAGUGCUGCCAAAACCUUAAAAAGUGGCCUGACAAUGGUUGGGAAAGUGGUCACUCAGCUGACAGGCACGCUGCCCUCAGGUGUGACAGAGGAUGAUGUCGCCAUCCAUAGUAAUUCUCGGAGGAGUCCUCUGGUUCCUGGAAUUAUUACAGUAAUCGAUACUGAAACUGUUGGAGAGGGGCAGGUACUUGUGAGUGAAGAUUCUGACAGUGAUGGUAUUGUGGCCCACUUCCCUGCCCAUGAGAAACCUGUGUGCUGCAUGGCUUUUAAUACAAGUGGAAUGCUUCUAGUCACAACAGAUACCCUUGGCCAUGACUUUCAUGUCUUCCAAAUUUUAACUCACCCGUGGUCCUCAUCACAAAGUGCUGUGCACCAUCUUUACACACUUCACAGGGGAGAGACUGAAGCCAAAGUGCAAGACAUCUGCUUCAGCCAUGACUGUCGUUGGGUUGUAGUAAGUACCCUCCGGGGUACUUCGCACGUGUUCCCCAUCAACCCCUAUGGUGGCCAGCCUUGUGUUCGAACACAUACAUCACCACGAGUAGUAAAUCGCAUGAGCCGAUUCCAGAAAAGUGCUGGACUGGAAGAGAUCGAACAAGAAUUGACGUCUAAACAGGGAGGUCGCUGUAGCCCUGUUCCAGGACUAUCAAGCAGUCCUUCUGGCUCACCCUUACAUGGGAAACUGAAUAGUCAAGACUCGUAUAACAAUUUUACCAACAACAAUCCUGGCAAUCCUCGACUUUCUCCUCUUCCUAGCUUGAUGGUAGUGAUGCCUCUUGCACAAAUCAAGCAGCCAAUGACAUUGGGUACCAUCACCAAAAGGACAGGGCCUUAUCUCUUUGGAGCGGGGUGUUUUUCCAUAAAAGCUCCAUGCAAAGUUAAACCACCUCCACAGAUUUCACCUAGCAAAUCGGUGGGUGGAGAAUUUUGUGUGGCUGCUGUCUUUGGAACAUCCAGGUCAUGGUUUGCAAAUAAUGCAGGUCUGAAAAGAGAAAAAGAUCAGUCCAAACAAGUUGUAGUUGAAUCUCUCUAUAUUAUCAGUUGCUAUGGAACCUUAGUGGAGCACAUGAUGGAGCCACGAGCCCUCAGCACUGCCCACAAGAUCAGUGAUGACACUCCACUGGAAAUGAUGACAUCUCCUCGAGCCAGCUGGACUCUGGUUAGAACCCCUCAGUGGAAUGAAUUGCAGCCACCAUUUAAUGCAAACCACCCUCUGCUCCUCGCUGCAGAUGCAGUACAGUAUUACCAGUUCCUGCUAGCCGGCCUGGUGCCCCCUGGAAGUCCUGGACCCAUUACUCGACAUGGGUCCUAUGACAGUUUAGCCUCUGACCAUAGUGGACAAGAAGAUGAGGAAUGGCUUUCACAGGUUGAAAUCGUUACACACACUGGACCCCAUAGACGUCUGUGGAUGGGGCCACAGUUCCAGUUCAAAACCAUACACCCUUCAGGUCAAACCACAGUCAUAUCAUCUAGUUCAUCGGUGUUGCAGUCUCAUGGCCCGAGUGACACUCCACAGCCCCUUUUGGAUUUUGAUACUGAUGAUCUAGAUCUCAACAGCCUGAGGAUCCAACCCGUCCGCUCUGACCCAGUCAGCAUGCCAGGGUCAUCCCGUCCAGUUUCUGAUCGAAGGGGAAUUUCCACAGUGAUUGAUGCUGCCUCAGGUACCUUUGACCGGAGUGUGACCCUGCUGGAGGUGUGUGGGAGCUGGCCUGAGGGCUUCGGGCUGCGGCACAUGUCCUCCAUGGAGCACACAGAGGAAGGCCUGCGGGAGCGCCUCGCUGACGCCAUGGCCGAGUCACCCAGCCGUGACGUCGUGGGAUCUGGAACAGAGCUUCAGCGAGAGGGAAGCAUCGAGACUCUGAGUAACAGCUCAGGUUCCACCAGCGGCAGCAUCCCGAGAAACUUUGACGGCUAUCGAUCUCCACUCCCCACCAACGAGAGUCAGCCCCUCAGCCUCUUCCCCACUGGUUUCCCAUAGUUCCCAGCAAUCUGCUUCAGACCAGCCAGCCCACUCACCCACUGGAGAGAAGGGAAAAGGCUCCCACACCUCAACCCUAACCCUGCAGCCUCUGCUCCUCUGUUGUCACCAUUUCUCCAAGCCCGGUGAUAUCAGCCACCUAUCUUGAGAAGAGCCCCCUACCCAGAGUACAUCCUGAUCUCAUCUGCCCGCUUGGCAGGGGGCUGUGGCCUCAGAAACUGCAGAUGCUCAGUCCCCAUCUCCGUUCGCAUUUGAUGUCCUGCAUUGGAUCCGCUUUUGUAUUUUCUAACCAUACCCACAGGGGCCCUGGAACACUGGGUUGGGAGGGGGUAGUUGGGUCCAGCCAAGGACUUGAGCCUGAAUGGACAGGCUCAGCCCCAGCCCUCUGAGCUGUGACACACUCUACCCCUGUGCUGCCCUUGAUCACCUGUGGCAUGGCUUGAGCCAACGCCCAGUGUACCAAGGAGGGAGUGCCUCCCCUCCCUAUCAGCUCACAGGGAGGGUCUUUCAGAUCAUUACACCCUUUUACCCUGGUUCCGUGCUGUUCAGUGGAAGAAGCUGUAGUUACCGAGGCCCUGUCGGAAAGUGCACGUCUCGUCCAAUAAAUCACGCUGCAAUUGGUGUCCA
Messenger RNA from Ochotona curzoniae (black-lipped pika), 3514 nucleotides. It is a transcript of the gene BCAS3, whose product is annotated as BCAS3 microtubule associated cell migration factor. Gene Ontology annotation, biological process: response to starvation; autophagy. Lineage: Eukaryota; Metazoa; Chordata; Mammalia; Lagomorpha; Ochotonidae. Gene Ontology annotation, molecular function: protein binding. The coding region runs from base 101 to 2887 and encodes 928 amino acids. The transcript has 25 exons. Gene Ontology annotation, cellular component: cytoplasm. The record is from RefSeq and is a predicted model, not a curated record.